This is a messenger RNA of Drosophila rhopaloa, 389 nucleotides long. RefSeq names its product cytochrome c oxidase assembly factor 4 homolog, mitochondrial. The record is from RefSeq and is a predicted model, not a curated record. The transcript has a single exon. Lineage: Eukaryota; Metazoa; Arthropoda; Insecta; Diptera; Drosophilidae. Gene Ontology annotation, biological process: mitochondrial respiratory chain complex IV assembly. Bases 192 to 389 code for a protein of 65 amino acids. Gene Ontology annotation, cellular component: mitochondrial intermembrane space.
UACUGGGUGCUUUAUAUUUUUGUUACGAUCGCAAGGACAUACAAUCGAUGUUUUAGUGCAUAAAAUAUAAGCUACUAAAAAAGUAUUAUCGAAGACUAUCGGUAUUUUAAUGCGAAUCGUUGACAACCCUGUCCGAAUUUCGUAAUUCGAAACGAACUGGAGGAAUUUUAGCCGGCCUUGUGCAAAAGACAAUGUCCGCAGCGACGGAUCAGGACCCUGUGGAACUGAUGCUGAAGAAGACCGGCUGCAUAGAGCUUCACUACAAGGUCCAGGAGUGCAUCGCUGAAACGGGAGAUUGGAGGGCUUGCCAGGACAAGGUGAAGGAGUUCCGGGCGUGCAUGCAGAAGUACGUGGAGCAGCAGAGCAAGAAGUAUGCCCACGUCAAGUAG